Molecule: messenger RNA, 1879 nt
Organism: Medicago truncatula (barrel medic)
Lineage: Eukaryota; Viridiplantae; Streptophyta; Magnoliopsida; Fabales; Fabaceae
Exons: 3
Coding region: 331-1632 (433 amino acids)
Source: RefSeq, a predicted model, not a curated record
CUCUCUCUCUCUCUCUCUCUCCUACAAAGCAUUUGUAACCAAAAGCAAAGCAACAUUGAAAGAAUAGAGACAGAUUUGUUGGCGCAAACAUCUCACUGAUUUUUCGGUAAUUCUUCUCCUUCUUCUCCUCGUGAUCUGUGCACUCUCAGCUCAAUUAAUAACCACUGCUUCAUUUUUCAUAUCAUUUCACUUUUUCUUCAAAACCCCUUCUUCAAGUAUCAAUUUUUGCUCCUCAUUUCAGCUUUUGGAAUUCAACACUGCUAUAAAGGCCAUCUGAGUUUUGCGAAAAUAGUACCAAAGAUAAAAUGACGGGUCUGUUGUGACAAGUAUAUGGAUCCCCAAGCCUUUAUUAGGUUGUCGAUAGGCUCUCUGGGUUUGAGAAGUACUGGAAUUGAACUGAGCACUGGAAAAUCCGGAAUUCAAAGACUUUCUUCAUCUUAUGUUUGUGAGAUACGACUUCGAGGUUUUCCUGUUCAAACAUCAUCAGUCCCCUUGAUAACCUCUGCUGAAGUUAUACGUGAUACACAGAACAUUGCUUCAAGCUUUUACCUCGAAGAAUCUGAUUUAAAUGCGUUGUUAGCUCCUGGUUGUUUCUAUAAUCCUCAUGCAUGUUUGGAGAUCGCCGUAUUUUCAGGGAAGAAGGGAUCUCAUUGUGGAGUUGGUGUUAAAAGGCAGCAAAUCGGCAUUUUUAAAAUGCAGGUUGGCCCUGAAUGGGGUGAAGGGAAACCUGUGAUUCUUUUUAACGGAUGGACAUGUAUUGGCAAGAACAAACAGGAGAAUGGAAAACCAGGUGCCGAAUUGCAUUUGAAAGUUAAACUAGAUCCUGAUCCUAGAUACGUGUUCCGGUUUGAAGAUAUAACAACAUUGAGUCCUCAGAUAGUUCUGCUGCAAGGAUCAAUCAAGCAGCCAAUCUUCAGUUGCAAGUUUAGCAAGGACAGGGUUUCUCAGAUUGACUCGUUGAGCACAUACUGGUCAGGUUCUCCUGACAUUUCUGACUUAGAAUCGGAGAGAAGAGAGAGAAAAGGAUGGAAGGUGAAGAUACAUGAUCUAUCUGGUUCAGCUGUAGCUGCAGCCUUCAUAACAACUCCAUUUGUUCCAUCUUCAGGUUGUGAUUGGGUUGCAAGAUCCAACCCGGGAGCUUGGUUGAUUGUUCGUCCCGAUGUGGUUGGUAGAUCCGAGAGCUGGCAGCCAUGGGGAAAGCUCGAAGCAUGGCGCGAGCGCGGAAUUAAAGACUCUAUAUGUUGCAAAUUCCAUCUUCUAUCCGAACCUCAAGAUGGAGGCAAUCUUCUUAUGUCUGAAAUACAUAUAAAUGCCGAAAAGGGUGGCGAGUUUUUCAUUGAUACUGAAAAACACAUGAGAACCGUGGCUUCUGCGGCAAGUCCGAUACCUAGUCCUCAAAGUAGCGGAGACUUUGGUGCACUGAGUCCGGUUGCUGGAGGUUUUGUCAUGAGCUGUAGAGUUCAAGGUGAAGGAAAGCGUGGCAAGCCAUUAGUACAGCUGGCAUUGCGACACGUGACGUGCGUGGAGGAUGCUGCCAUCUUCAUGGCACUUGCGGCAGCUGUUGACCUCAGCAUUGAGGCAUGCAAGCCUUUCCGAAGGAAGAUCAGAAGAGGGUUUCGGAACUCUAUUUGACAAACAAGGCUAAUGGUAAUGGAUGCUUAUAUGCCUUUGCUUUUCAUUGAUGUAAUAUUUAUAUUUUAUAGAAAUGUACAGCAUAAGUUACCACACAUUGCUCUCUUGAGAAAAUCGUCAACUCAUAAGCAAUGUGAUUUAUUUCGCUAUAUGACAAUGUAACUUUGUACUAUUAAGAUGCACAAAACAAGCUCUUAAGCUAAUCAACUUCUCUAAAAUUGACCUCCAUUAAUAACUGUUAUUGUCA